Messenger RNA from Botrytis fragariae, 4077 nucleotides. Its product is annotated as putative histone deacetylation protein rxt3 protein. Bases 1 to 4077 code for a protein of 1358 amino acids. The transcript has 3 exons. The record is from RefSeq and is a predicted model, not a curated record. Lineage: Eukaryota; Fungi; Ascomycota; Leotiomycetes; Helotiales; Sclerotiniaceae.
AUGGAAGGUCGACCACCGCAGUUACCGUUCUCGCGGAAUACGAAUACGGCCUCUCCAUACGCUCGUUCUACAUUUCCACCGGCGCCAAACGGACAGCCUUCACAAUACCCACCGUCGUCGCAUCCACCGAGUGGCCAGCCUUCAUACCCGGAUCAUCAACGAAGAACUUCUGAUGGACAAUACUUUCAACCGCGUUAUCAAGAAGGACCGCCGCUGCAUGGAGGAGGUCAUUCAAGACACCCGAGCUCUUCCUCGAUUGGGCAUUCGACUCCUGUAGGACGGGGUAUGCCUCCACCAUCUUCGCCGCAACAACAACAACAACAACAGCAACAACAACAACAACACCAAGGACCCAUCCAACACGGUUAUGGACCACCACAUCCUCGAGGACCUUCAGUGUCUGUUGGGCCCCCGGUCGGAUUUCCAAGUAGCCGAGAGUUGCCACCGCCUUUGAAUAGACCACCUAGCACUGCUGGAAGUAACAUGUCCAUUUCAUCAUUACUUGGAGGCCCAGCGCCGACUACUCGUGAACAGAUGCCAAACCAGUACACGUCCCCAAUCACUACAUCGGCACCCCCUCCGAUGUAUGGGAGUGCGACGCAUGCUUCACCGCGCGUCAGCUCAGCGGCAAAUGACUAUACAUCUUUUGGACGUCCUCGGACUCCCGAUUCACGGUAUGAACAUCGAGAUCACCGGGCGAAUUCUGCAGGAUCACCACCAGGUGCUGGACAAUAUGGAACGCCUGAUCAUCGACACGCUACUCCUCAACAUUACGGUCACAGACCCUCUCAGAACCCGAUCGCCCAGCAUCCGGACGAUCGGCGCGACUCGCAAGGCAUGAGAGGUAGCAACAUGAACAUGCCUCCACGACCAAACAGCCAGCCAAUGACAUAUCAUUCUUCAACGUCUCGCCCUGGAGAUCGUUCUACGUUUCAUGGCGAACCACAACUGGGUGGUAGGAGAGUAGAGCAAGACCCUCGAGGGAUGGAGACUUUAACUAGAGGAGAGCCGAUCCACCAGAGACCCAGUGGUUUCAGCAGUAGACAUGACCCGGUCUUUGAGCACAUCGACAGAGAACGAGAAAGGGAGCGAGAGCGAGAGAGAGAUAGGGCGGAGAGGGAAUCAGCAGCAGCAGCCGCCAUGAUGUUAAAUCACAGGGAGAGGGAGAGGUCUGCUUCAGAGCGGGAGCAAGCUAUGGUCAUGCAGGAACAGGCACGACCUGGCAUACACGGAGAGUACCCACACCAGAUGUCUCAACGAAAUCAUCCCCAAAUCUAUGGCCGUCAACCAGACGCCCGCGAACAAGCAACUUGGGUACGUCCUGGACAUGAACAACAAAGAAUUGGGUUUGAACCACCGACAUAUGAGCGACCGCCACCAUCUUAUGCACCACAUGGCAAUGUCUACGACCAGCCAAGAAGCGCGGCCCCUCAGUACGGUAUUCACCCUGCUUAUCAACCUGUCCCUAAUAAUGAUCAACGUGAUCCCCGUUACGCUCACGUCUCUCAUUAUCCGCCACACUCUCAGCAGCAACAAGCAUCGGGUCCAGGCCCUCAUUUUGAGCAAACAUUUGAGGACAGAAUGCUGCAGCAGCAGCAGCAGCAGGAACAGCAAGUUGCAGCAAGACAGCGAGCGGAAGUCAAAGCUCAACAGUCCGCAUUUGCUGGAUCAAUGCCGCCUAAUCCCCAAUACCCGCAGCAUGAUUCCCCGCAGAGAAGAUUGGUCGAAGAAGCACCCCCUCAAAUGAUGCAGCAACAUCAGAACCAAAGAGGACUUCUAAGUGUUCAAGACAACCGCAGGGGAGGUCGAGUCUCACCCAUCCCUCAAGCUGUACAAGGUGCACAAUCACAGCAACCUGGUCCCGCUGGUGAACCUAGUAUCAAGAGUGAGUUUGGUAAAAUAUUUCCUGGCAUUGGAAGUGGAGUGGCUUUGAGUUUAUCUAGUCCUGUUGCGGGAUCCACUACUGGUGGUUUGCCUUUCUCGGGCUCACGCCGUGAAGAUCUUGAUUCCCCUUCUGCUCAUAAUUCGCCUAUUGAAAAUGGUAGCUCUACAAUGCCUCGUCCAUUUGGUAGACGCCGUAAGCUCAAGGAGGAAGAUAGAAAUGAUGACGAUAGCAGCACUGGACGACAGACUCCCAAUGGCAGAGGAAAGCGUACAAAACAUGCUGCACAUCGACAUACUCACCAACACAGAGUCGCCGGUGCUUUGGAUCACAUCCCGCCACCUUCAUCUCAAUCGGUGACGCCCUUUAAAAGCGUCAAAAGAACCAAUGGUGAUGUAUCUCCACCUCACGGAGAGAUUUCUGUCGUUCCGCAUCAUCAUCUCUCAAAUCCACAUUCUCAUCAUCACCAUCACCAUCACCACCAUUCCGCAGGACCAAAUCACAAUUCUGCAGGACCGAAAGUUCCUCCUAUGAACAGCCAUCUCCAUAUGCCCAAAUACCGAGUUCAUUCACAAGAGAUCAUUGAUGAUGCUUCGCAGCACCCUCGUUGCCAUCUUGGUGGCGAAUAUUACCAGGCAAAUCUCUCAUUGUACCGUUCAAACUCUACCGGCGAAGUGCCUUACAAUCGCGCUUUUGCUGGUACGAAUAGAAGCAGCGCAAAUUUCGAAAACCUGAUCAAUUGUACAUUUACAGUCAAGAUUUCCCGUGUUCAUCUUCAGCCGCCAAGCAGAGCACAAAUCACAGCUCGGAAAAAUCUAUGGGGUACUGAUGUCUAUUCGGAUGACUCGGACAUCAUUGCGGCAUUAAUUCAUCAAGGUUGGAUCUGCGGAAAAUGGAGCGACGAUAUUGAUGUCAAACUUUUGGAUCUUUAUCAAGCAGAUGAAGGAAUAUCUGUUGAGCCAGAACUGGAUACGAUGGCUGAUGGGCCGGAUGAAUUUUUUGACCGCCCUCCUGCGAGAGGUCCUAUGCCAGUUCGUAACAAUCGCGAUCUCCAUGUCACAGUACUUGUUCUGGGCUGUCUUGACAAGUACUUCAGCACGAUCCGUUAUGGUAUCAAGAGUCGUGAAUGGGGAGGCAAGAAUACUCGUGCUCACGACGGUUUGAGUUACUUGAUCAUGAACAUUAGGUGGGUUGAAGGAGUUAAUGGAAUGGAGCGCGGAAAUGUUGCGAUGAAACACCACAUGGAUAGAGAAUACCAGGAAGUUGAUCGAGAUCGCGAGUUGUGGCUGGAAACGAAAAUGAACGGAAGUGGGAAGCGAAUUAUGGACCAUGGAAAUGGAGAGGACCUAGAAAUGGAAGAAAGCAACAUGAGAGGUGAUGGAGAUGCACAGCAUGUUUUGAGUGAUGGGGAGAUUAGAGGUGUCGGCAUGGGAAGUUGGUGGAAGGGAAAUUCUCGAGGUUCUUCAAAGCGCAUCAACGUCGGAGAGGAUUCAGCUCCCCAACCAUCGGUGGGAUCGAUAGGAGUUGAAAUUUCACCAGUCGCCUCAUACUCUUCACUAGCCCGCGGACAGGAUUUUACCAAAGCAAAUGCCUCAGGAAAUGGAGACACUGCGCAAGAUUCUUCAAAUUCCGCACCUAUCUCCGACAAUAAAUACAAUGCCAAUUCAACUUUGGAAUGGGGCCGUGUUCAGGCUCCAGCUGUGAACCCCGGUACUCCACUGAACAGAGAAAAUAAUUUGCCAGUUUCAGCCUCAAUACCAGAACCGAUGGUAGUUGAAGAAACAGCUCCCGCUCCCGCUCCUCAAGCCUCAAUGCCCAAGGAAACACCCGGAACAGGAAAUCUCGACCUAAAGCCCACGGAAGAUUCAAGUCGCGAAGAAGAAGUUGUCAAGGAUGUCGAAUCGACUCAAACCCCAAAUCAAGCUAUCUCUCAGCCAGAAAGUCAAUCAAAACAACCCAGUCAAACACCAGUCCCAGAAAGCAAAAAGCAGGACGAAAACGUCCCGACUGCAGCCGAAUCAAAGGGCCCGGAAACCACCGCACAAGCCAUUCCGGUGGUAGAAGUCCCCGCGGCUAAAAUUGAAACACAAGCCCAAGCGCAGACUAUCCACACUGGUGGAGAUUCUUCUCCAGAUGCUGGCGCAGGUGGAGUUGUGGAUGCAGAUUCGUCUGCAUCUGCUCCUGCAAACAACUAA